CCUUCACUCAUGAGCUCCAUCAACCUGCUCACUAGCGCCGCCGGACGGCCGCUGCGGUAAAACGUAUUAUCCAAGAUGGAGGCUUGCGCCUGUUCUUCGCCUUAACCACGGAGCGGUGACUUUGCUUGUCGCUAUAUAGGCGAUCCAGCAAAGGGCUGCCUUUCCCCCGUGCAUUACGCCAGCUUUCAGUCCUUUUGGGAUUUACAUUCAGCGCCUGAUUGCGAGCCAUGAGCUCCGGGGAGGGAGCGGAUGAGACGGCGAAGGACGCGGCCGAUAUAGCGGCGUUUUUCAAGUCCGACUGUUCCCUUCCAAAAUGUGAGCCCAGACUGGACAUUCCCAGCCAGGUUGCAGGGUUUCGCAAAAAUGAAGAUAUGAAAGCGGUGGAGGUUCUGCCAAUCCUGAAGGAGAAGGUGGCGUUUCUGUCAGGGGGCAGAGACAGGCGUGGGGGUCCCGUUCUAACGUUUCCAGCAAGAAGCAACCACGACAGAAUACGACAAGACGACCUGCGGAGCCUAAUAGCAUACCUCGCUGGAAUUCCCAGCGAGGAGGUUAGCAGACAUGGCUUUACCGUCAUCGUGGACAUGCGGGGGUCCAAGUGGGAUUCCAUCAAGCCGCUUCUGAAGAUCCUGCAGGAGUCCUUCCCCAGCUGCAUCCACGUCGCUCUCAUCAUCAAGCCCGACAACUUCUGGCAGAAGCAAAGGACUAAUUUUGGCAGCUCGAAGUUCGAAUUCGAGACUACCAUGGUGUCUUUAGAGGGUCUCACAAAGGUAGUGGACCCCUCUCAGCUCACACCAGAUUUCGAGGGCAGCCUGGAUUACAACCACGAGGAGUGGAUCGAGAUCCGGGUCGCGUACGAGGACUUCGUCAGCAAUGCGUCGCAUAUGCUGGCCCGUCUGGACGAGCUCCAGGAGGUACUGUCCAAGAAGGAGCUCCCACCGGACUUGGAUGGGGCACGGCGUGCCAUUGAGGAGCACUCGGGCCUGAAGAAGAAGGUGGUGAAGGCCCCCAUCGAGGAGCUCGACUCGGAGGGCCAGAAGCUCCUGCAGCUCAUUGAGAACAGCGAGUGCUACACCAACCAGAGUACAGGUGUCACCAACGGCGACCUGCAGGGCCUGAUCCCAAAGGUCUCCGGGCUGCUGGAUAAACUCCACUCCUCCAGGCAGCACCUGCACCAGAUGUGGCAUGUGCGCAAACUCAAGCUGGACCAGUGCUUCCAGCUCAGGCUCUUUGAGCAGGAUGCUGAGAAGAUGUUUGACUGGAUCAUGCAUAACAAAGGCCUGUUCCUGACCGGCUACACCGAGAUCGGGGCCAACAACCAACACGCCAUGGAGCUACAGACCCAGCAUAACCACUUUGCCAUGAACUGCAUGAACGUCUAUGUCAAUAUCAGCCGUAUCAUGUCAGUGGGCAACCGGCUGCUGGAGUCAGGUCACUACGCCUCGCAGCAGAUCAAGCAGCUCUCCGGGCAGCUCGAGCAGGAGUGGAAGGCCUUCGCCGCUGCCCUGGAUGAGCGCAGCAACCUGCUGGAGAUGUCCGCCGUCUUCCAUCAGAAGGCCGAUCAGUACAUGGGAAACGUGGAUUCCUGGUGCAAAGCCUGUGGAGAGGUGGACCUGCCCUCCGAGCUGCAGGAUCUAGAGGACGCCAUUCAUCACCACCAGGGCUUGUACGAGCACAUUAACAGUGCUUACUCAGAGGUCAGCCAAGACGGCAAGGUCCUAUUGGACAAGCUGCAGCGACCUUUGACCCCGGGCAGCGCCGACUCGCUCACGGCCUCGGCCAACUACUCCAAGGCCGUGCGGCACGUGCUGGACAUCAUCCACGAGGUGCUGCACCACCAGCGGCAGCUGGAGAACAUCUGGCAGCACCGCAAGGUCCGGCUACACCAGCGCCUGCAGUUGUGCGUCUUCCAGCAGGACGUACAGCAGGUGCUGGACUGGAUCGAGAACCAUGGGGAGGCCUUCCUCAGCAAGCACACGGGGGUGGGCAAGUCCCUGCACCGGGCCAGAGCGCUGCAGAAACGCCAUGAAGACUUUGAGGAGGUUGCCCAGAAUACAUAUACCAAUGCAGACAAGCUGCUGGAAGCCGCGGAGCAGCUGGCCCAGACAGGCGAAUGCGACCCGGAGGAGAUCUACCAGGCCGCCCACCAGCUGGAGGACCGCAUCCAGGACUUCGUGCGGCGUGUCGAGCAGCGCAAGGUGCUGCUGGACAUGUCAGUGUCCUUCCACACACACGUCAAGGAGCUGUGGACCUGGCUGGAGGAGCUGCAGAAGGAGCUGCUGGACGACGUUUAUGCCGAGUCGGUGGAAGCCGUGCAGGACCUCAUCAAGCGCUUCGGGCAGCAGCAACAGACCACCCUGCAGGUCACCGUCAACUUAAUCAAGGAGGGCGAGGACCUCAUCAAACAGCUGAGGGACUCGGCCAUCUCCAGCAACAAGGCGCCGCACAGCAGCUCCAUCAACCACAUCGAGGGCGUGCUGCAGCAAUUGGACGAGGCACAGGGCCAGAUGGAAGAGCUCUUCCAGGAGAGGAAAAUCAAACUCGAGCUCUUCCUGCGACUGCGUGUUUUCGAGAGGGACGCCAUCGAUAUCAUCUCAGACCUGGAAUCCUGGAACGACGAACUGUCACAGCAGAUGAACGACUUCGACACGGAAGACCUGACUCUGGCCGAGCAGCGGCUGCAGCACCACGCUGACAAGGCGCUCACCAUGAACAACCUGACCUUCGACGUCAUCCACCAGGGCCAGGAGCUGCUGCAGUGCGUGGGCGAGGUCCAGGCCUCCGGCGUGGACCUCCUGUGCGACCGCGACGUGGACAUGGCCACACGGGUGCAGGACCUGCUGGAGUUCCUCCAUGAGAAACAGCAGGAGCUGGACGUGGCGGCCGAGCAGCACCGACGCCAUCUGGAGCAGUGCGUGCAACUGCGCCACCUGCAGGCCGAAGUGAAGCAGGUCCUGGGUUGGAUCCGGAACGGGGAGUCCAUGCUGAACGCUGGCCUGAUCACGGCCAGCUCGUUGCAGGAGGCCGAGCAGCUGCAGCGGGAGCAUGAACAGUUCCAGCAUGCCAUUGAGAAAACGCACCAGAGUGCCCUGCAGGUGCAGCAGAAGGCCGAGGCACUGCUGCAGGCCAACCACUACGACAUGGACAUGAUCCGCGAGUGCGCAGAGAAGGUGGCGUCCCGCUGGCAGCAGCUCAUGCUGAAGAUGGAGGACCGCCUCAAACUCGUCAACUCGUCUGUGGCCUUCUACAAGACGUCUGAGCAGGUGUGCAGUGUGCUGGAGAGCCUGGAACAGGAGUACAAGCGUGAGGAGGACUGGUGUGGGGGAGCCGACAAGCUGGGGCCCAACUGCGAGACGGACCACGUCACACCCAUGAUCAGCAAGCACCUCGAGCAGAAGGAGGCUUUCCUCAAGGCAUGCACGCUGGCCAGACGCAACGCAGACGUCUUCCUCAAGUACCUGCACCGGAACAGUGUCAACAUGCCUGGGAUGCUGGCCCACGUAAAAGCUCCGGAGCAGCAAGUGAAAAACAUCCUGAAUGAGCUGCUGCAGCGGGAGAACCGUGUCCUUCAUUUCUGGACCAUGCGCAAGAGGAGGCUGGACCAGUGCCAGCAGUAUGUGGUGUUUGAACGCAGUGCCAAGCAGGCCCUGGAGUGGAUCCACGACACAGGCGAGUUCUACCUGUCCACCCACUCCUCCACAGGUUCCAGCAUCCACCACACGCAGGAGCUGCUCAAGGAGCACGAGGACUUCCAGAUCACCGCCAAGCAAACCAAAGAGCGGGUGAAGCUGUUGAUUCAGCUGGCAGAUGGCUUCUGUGAUAAGGGUCACGCCCACGCCAUGGAGAUCAAGAAAUGGGUCUCCGCCGUGGACAAGCGCUACCGGGACUUCUCCAUACGCAUGGACAAGUACCGCUCGUCCCUGGAGAAGGCGCUGGGCAUCUCCUCGGACUCCAAUAAAUCAAGCAAAGACCUGCAGCUGGACAUCAUCCCAGCCAGCGCCCCGGGGUCAGAGGUCAAGCUGCGGGACACGGCGCAUGAGCUCAAUGAGGAGAAGCGCAAGUCGGCCCGCAGGAAGGACUUCAUUAUGGCCGAGCUGAUUCAGACAGAAAAAGCCUAUGUGAGAGACCUCCGAGAAUGCAUGGAUACGUACCUGUGGGAGAUGACCAGUGGGGUGGAGGAGGUCCCUGCAGGAAUUGUUAAUAAGGAGCACAUCAUCUUCGGGAACAUGCAGGACCUCUACGAGUUCCACCACAAUAUAUUCCUGAAGGAACUGGAGAAGUACGAGCAGCUGCCUGAAGAUGUGGGCCAUUGCUUUGUGACCUGGGCGGAUAAGUUUCAGAUGUAUGUGAAUUACUGCAAGAACAAACCCGACUCCACUCAACUCAUCCUGGAACACGCUGGCUCCUAUUUUGAUGAGAUUCAGCAGAGACACAGGCUGGCCAACUCCAUCUCCUCAUACCUGAUCAAGCCAGUACAGCGGAUCACCAAGUACCAGCUCCUGCUGAAGGAGCUCUUGACGUGCUGUGAGGAAGGAAAAGGGGAGAUUAAGGAUGGCUUGGAGGUCAUGCUGAGCGUACCCAAGCGGGCCAAUGAUGCCAUGCACCUCAGCAUGCUGGAAGGGUUUGACGAGAACAUCGAGUCUCAGGGUGAGCUCAUUCUCCAGGAGUCCUUCCAAGUGUGGGACCCCAAGACCCUUAUCCGCAAAGGCCGCGAACGCCACCUCUUCCUCUUUGAGAUGUCGCUGGUCUUCAGCAAGGAGGUCAAGGACUCCAGCGGCAGGAGCAAGUAUCUUUACAAGAGCAAGCUCUUUACCUCCGAGCUUGGAGUAACAGAGCAUGUGGAAGGUGAUCCAUGCAAAUUUGCACUUUGGGUGGGGCGAACUCCUACCUCAGACAAUAAGAUUGUCCUGAAGGGUUCCAGCCUGGAGAAUAAACAGGACUGGAUCAAGCACAUUCGAGAGGUGAUUCAGGAGCGGACCAUCCACCUCAAGGGGGCGCUCAAGGAGCCCAUCCACAUCCCUAAAACAGCCACCACCAAGCACAGGACCAGGAGGGAAGGCGAGGACCUGGACAGUCAGGGUGAUGCUAGCAGUCAGCCAGACACCAUCUCCAUCGCCUCCCGCACCUCCCAGAAUACCCUGGACAGUGAUAAGCUGUCGGGCGGCUGUGAGCUCACUGUGGUCAUCCACGACUUCCUGGCCAGCAACGGCAACAGCAACGAGCUGACGGUACGGCGCGGCCAGACGGUUGAGGUGCUGGAGCGCCCCCACGAGCGGCCCGACUGGUGCCUGGUGCGAACCACUGACCGCUCGCCCGCCCAGGAGGGCCUGGUGCCCUGCAGCGCCCUCUGCAUCGCCCACUCCCGCAGCAGCAUCGAGAUGGAGGGCAUCUUCAACCACAGAGAUGCCCUCUCUGUCUCCACCAACGAUGUGAGCACACUCCCGGCGGCGCACGGUAUGGGCUCUCACAGCCUCCCCGGCACCAAGCGGCCUGGGAACACGCUGCGUAAGUGGCUGACCAGUCCGGUGCGGCGACUCAGCAGCGGCAAGGCCGACGGCCACGUGAAGAAGCUGGCGCACAAGCACAAGAAGAGCCGCGACAUGCGCAAGAACACCGAUGCCACGUCCCUGAAGGACUCCGACGACAGUGCAGCCACACCCCAGGAUGAGAGCAUGGAGGAGCGCGUGAGGAAUGAAGGGCUCAGCAGUGGGACACUGUCCAAGUCGUCCUCGUCUGGGAUGCAGAGCUGCGGGGAGGAUGAGGGAGAGGAGGGGGCUGAUUCGGUACCCCUGCCACCCCCCAUGGCCAUCCAGCAGCACAGCCUGCUGCAGGCGGACCCCCAGGACGACAAGUACCCACGCCAGCUUGUAAUUGGCAGCCAAUACCUGGUGAUGCUCGUCCCUAAUUGGACGUUUGGGAUGUCAGAUGACACUACAAUGACGUCCUCCCGCGUAUCCGUCCGUCCCUCCAGCUCGGAGACUCCGAGCGCCGCUGAGUUGGUCAGUGCCAUCGAGGAGCUGGUGAAAAGCAAGAUGGCCCUGGAGGACCGCCCCAGCUCCCUGUCCGUGGAGCGUGGUGACAGCAGCAGCCCGUCCUUCAAUCCCUCCGACAACUCGCUGCUGUCGUCGUCCUCGCCGGGGGACGAGGCGGAGGAGCGACGGACCAGCUUCCUCAAGAAGCGGCACUAUGUCCUGCUGGAGCUUGUUGAGACGGAGAGAGAUUACGUCCGGGACCUCGGCUUCGUUGUGGAGGGCUACAUAAGGAAAAUGAAGGAAGAGGGGGUGCCAGACGACAUGAGAGGGAAAGACAAAAUCGUGUUCGGCAACAUUCACCAGAUAUACGACUGGCACAAGGACUUCUUCCUUGGAGAGUUGGAAAAGUGCUUGGAGGAUCCAGACAGGCUGGGGAGCCUCUUCAUCAAACAUGAGCGGAGGCUGCACAUGUACAUAGUCUACUGCCAAAACAAACCCAAGUCAGAGCACAUUGUGUCGGAGUACAUCGACACCUACUUUGAGGACCUCAAGCAGCACCUUGGUCACCGUUUGCAGAUCACAGACCUGCUCAUUAAGCCGGUACAGAGAAUCAUGAAAUACCAGCUCUUACUGAAGGAUUUCUUUAAAUAUUCCAAAAAGGCUGGUGUUGACACAGCUGAGCUAGAGAAAGCGGUGGAGGUCAUGUGCAUCGUACCGAAAAGAUGCAACGAUAUGAUGAACGUGGGUCGGCUUCAAGGCUUUGACGGUAAAAUCGUGGCCCAGGGCCGGCUUCUGCUCCAAGAUACCUUCAUGGUGUGUGACCAGGAUACCGGCAUCCUGGCGCGCAUCAGGGAGAGGCGUGUUUUCCUCUUUGAGCAAAUUAUCAUCUUCAGCGAGCCCCUCGACAAGAAGAAAGGCUACUCCAUACCCGGCUAUCUUUUCAAGAACAGCAUAAAGGUCAGUUGCCUGGGUUUGGAGGACAGCGUGGAUGGAGACCCUUGUAAGUUUGCCCUCACAUCCAGGUCGUCCAACAGCAGCAUGGAGCACUACAUCCUCCUCUCUGCCAACCCUGGAGUGCGCCAGGUUUGGGUCCACCAGAUUGGCCAGAUCCUCGAAAACCAGCGCAACUUCCUUAAUGCCUUGACUUCUCCCAUUGAGUAUCAGAGGAAUCACGUUGGGGCAGUAGGAGCAGGCUGUCCCAGCAGCAGCUUCCCAACAGGGGGCACCAGUGGUUCAGGCAUAGCCCUGGGGGUCAACGUGGCCGCUGGCUGCCGCUCCAGGCCCUCACGGAUCCCACAGCCGUCCCGCAUCCCCCAGCCUGUCCGCCACCACUCACCAGGGGCCGACGGGCCAGACAAGAUGUCAGGUAUGUCCUCCCUCCACCCCACAGCUGUGCUACCAGGUCAUGAAACAGACAGCCAAGAAGCAGAGAGAAGUUUCCCAAAGACGAAGGCUCCGGUGUCCCUGCCCGACACAAAGUCAACCGAAAACAGCCUUGGGGUACCUCACGAAGAGCUACUAGGCCUCUUACCCCGAGCUGCGGUCGAGCCAUUUGAUCUCACUAAACCCGGUGUCGGAAGUGCAGCCCCCCUGCCCAGUUUGACACAGCCGUGUUCCAGCAAGGAGGCUUUUGCCCCAGGCAGCCCAGCCCAGAAGGGCACCUCAUUCUGGGGCACUUUGCCGGUCGCCCCUGUGGGUCGGCCAGUCUCCCUCAUCCUCCCCUCUCCGGCCAAAGAUGCUGACCGCCUGAGCACCUGCUCCUCCACCAGUGAGCAGUCAGUACAGUCAAGCCAGAGCAAUGGGAGUGAAAGUAGCAGUAGCAGCAGCAACAUCUCCACCAUGCUAGUGACGCAGGACUACCAGGCCGUGAAAGAGGAUGAGAUCAACGUCACCCAGGGAGAGGUUGUCCAAAUGCUAGCCUGCAACCAGCAGAAUAUGUUCCUUGUGUUUCGCGCCGCCAAUGAGCAAAGCCCUGCCGCCGAGGGCUGGAUCCCUGGCUACGUGCUGGGCCAUACCUCCAUCAUCAUCCCCGACCUCCCCGAGGGAACCAUCAACAGGAAGUCAUCAUCCUGGCACACGACACUCCGCCUCAGGAAGAGGAUGGAAAAGCGAGAGAAGGAGGGAAAGAGAGAGAAGCUGGAACCCAGCUUCAGGAGGUCCCGGGAUGGUUCAGCCAACAAAGUGUCUGUAAAGCUUCUAAAUCCCAACUACAUCUACGAUGUUCCCCCAGAGUUCCUCCUGCCUCUGAGCGACGUGACCUGCGAGAGUGGGGAGGCCAUCACUCUCCGCUGUAAGGUCUGCAGUAGACCCAGAGCGGCCGUCACCUGGAAGGGACCCGACCAAAAGACUCUGAGUAACAAAGGCCGCUUCAGCACCAUGUGCAGUGAUGCUGGGGAGGCUGAGCUUUGUAUCCAAGAUGUGUCUAUAGAAGACGACGGCAUGUACACCUGCGUCGCCGCCAACGAUCUGGGCACCGUGUCAACGUCAGCUAUCCUCAGAGUCUUAGGUACAUCCAGUGACGGAGUCAGAGUCACGUGGAAGGACAACUUUGAUUCCUUCUACACUGAGGUCUCAGAAUUGGGGAGGGGCAGGUUCUCUGUGGUGAAGAGGUUCGAGCAGCAGGGGACGCAGCUCUCUGUGGCGGCCAAGCUGGUCAACAAGAGGCUGGUAAGGCGUGACCAGGUGACCCGCGAGCUGCGUCUGCUGCAGCUGGUGCAGCACCCGCAGAUCCCUGGCCUGCUGGACACCUUCGAGACGCCCACCAGCUACGUGCUGCUCCUGGAGAUGGCCGAUCAAGGCCGUCUGCUGGAUUACAUUGUCAGCUGGGGAGAUCUCACAGAGGACAAGGUGGCUCUGUACCUGAGGGGCAUCUUAGAAGCUUUGCAGUACCUGCAUAACUGCAGAAUAGCUCACCUGGACCUGAAGCCUGAAAAUGUUUUGGUGGACCAGAUGUCCGGCCAGCCGGUGGUCAGACUCGUGGAUUUCGGCGAUGCGGUGCAGCUGAGCAGCAAUCCCUACAUUCACCCGCUGCUAGGCAGUCCCGAGUUCGCUGCCCCUGAGCUGAUCCUGGGUCAGCCGGCCAGCCUGGCCUCAGACAUCUGGAGCCUCGGGGUCGUCGGCUACGUCAUCCUGAGCGGGGCCUCCCCGUUCCUGGACGAAAGCCUGGAGGAGACCUGCCUCAAUAUCUGCCGGCUGGACUUCAGCUUCCCAGAGGACUAUUUCAGGAGCGUCAGCCGUGCAGCCAAGGACUUCACCUGCUCGCUCCUGCAGGGCAGCCCAUCCAAACGGCCCUCCGCGGCCCUCUGCCUGCAGGACCCCUGGCUGCAGCCCGGGAACUAUGGCAGCACAGAGCGCAUCGACACAUCCCGGCUUGUCUCCUUCAUCGACCGGCGCAAGCACCAGAACGACAUUCGGCCCAUCGGUGGCAUCAAGGCCUUCCUUCCCGGUCGAAUCCUCCCCCAGAGCUGAUGUGUGGCACAAGCGAUCUCAUCCUCUUUCAUCUGCCUGGCAGAUUUUAAAUAUCCUGGCGCGAUUCAGUCAGCCUGCUCCACGCUGACGUGAUUCCCCUUUCCAAUAUACAACAAACUGUCAGAUUACAAAAAACUUAAUACCUUUAUGCUGGAUACCUGCAAAAAAAAAAAACCUUAGUCAUGGUUUUUAAAAGGGCAAUUUGGAAUUAACUAGCAUGGUGGAGAAAUGCUGCUUCUUUGGAGAUGAAAACACAGACAAUAUCCUUUUAGGCUACUUAUGGAGAAGAAAAAGCAAACCUCUUUUCAACCAAACUCCUUUUGUAAAUAAAUACUGUAUAGGGAAGACCCUCGUGUGCAAACCAUUUGGAUCUGACUCUCAGCUUUUUAAUAGCCCGGCUUGUUUGAUUGAAUCACUGCAAUUAGGGGAAAAAAACAACUGCAGUUACAGGUUUCAACUUCUGCUAAUCCAGUGUUUGUACUUGAAGACAAAUGUAUUUUGCUUUUACUAGAACAAAAAUGUGUGGCUCAGAAUUAAGACGUAUCGACCUUAUUUUGUACAAAGAUUGUAUCUGAUCGGUUUCGUUUGAAAACUGUUCAUAGAAGCAGGAGUCAGGGACAGAUUUCUGUGGAUGUGGAGAGUAGAGCGACACUAUUUAAUGCUGAGCUUCUGGAAAACAAAGGUCAUAAUCGCAUACAGUUUAUGCCCUCGUUGUGUUUUCAUUAAUAUUAUGUGCAAUGUUGCAACAACUUUGUCGUUUUAUGCAACUCUUAAUGAAGACUUCUAUUGAACCUGUAAUAAAUGUAUAGAAAAUCAACAUAAUUGGUACUGCAGACUAAACCGUCGUUUGUGCUGCGUUUCAACUGUAACCUCGUUUGAUUCAGUAUUAUUUCCUAGAGAUCUCUAUGUUGAUUUCUUGGACGGUGAAUUUCAUUUGGUCUGUAUGGCACCUAGGGUUUGACUUUUCAUUUUGAUAGCUUUACCAAAGUUUUAGAGUUUCUUAAAUUGUAGUUUUUGUUUUGUUUUGGUUUUUUUUCUGUAUGACAUCAUGUUAACUUAAGUUAUGAAUGCCAUAAUGAACUUUGGGAAGUAUUGUUUACAUUUGUUUCACAUGCUUUAUUUAUUUUUGUAACAAAGUUGCAUAUAAUUUGCUUUUCAUUAACUUUUUAUGUCAUCUACUGCAAAAAAAAAAAAACGUCAUUGAAGUGUAAUUUUACCUAAUUUCAAGUAAAUUAUUAUAAUGUUAAGGUUGUCAUUCAUCUGAAUGUGAGUGUUUUGAGUGAGUUAAUAUUGGAGAAAAAUAAGGCCUUUUAAGUUAUUUAUACAAAUAAGCCCAAAUAUUAUUUGUGAAAUAAAAAACCCAGAAAUUCUAUUAUUAAAAAAUGGACUUUACCAGUCAGUACUAAUGAUAUUUAUGCUAGAUUCCAACUGCUAUAGUCCUUGAAGGAGCAAAAAAACUAAUUUUGACCCUUCAGUUGGUUAGAAAAUUGUGAAAUGCAGAUGGUUUAAGUGCCGGUUUAUGGGGAACAGCAGAGGGGAGACGAGGCAGAGGUGUAGCCUGAAGAAUGUUCUCCUUCCUUGCUGGAAAUGUAACCCAUUGGAUUUGUGUGUGUGUGUUUGUGUGUGUGUUUGAGUGUGUGUGUGUGUUUGAGUGUGUGUUUGUGUGUGUGUGUGUGUGUUUGAGUGUGUGUUUGUGUGUGUAUGUGGCCCCAUGUUAUGGAUUUUAUUUAUAUUUAUCAUUACAAGAUAAAACUGUACAGGCACUGAUAAACACCAGACAUGGCUGGAUGUGUUUUUUUCCUUUCAACCUCAUUGUUUCUUUUAUGUUCUAUGAUUUCUUUUUUAAUCUUUUGACUUGUUUUUUGCAUGUGUAUUCUAUGUAUACAGGUCAUGGGUUUACACUAAUUGUCUUGUAAAUAUUUUAUUUUGCCAUCAGUUAUUUUAAAAUUUAACAUAUGCAACAGA
Molecule: messenger RNA, 11402 nt
Organism: Brienomyrus brachyistius
Lineage: Eukaryota; Metazoa; Chordata; Actinopteri; Osteoglossiformes; Mormyridae
Product: triple functional domain protein-like
Exons: 59
Coding region: 228-9437 (3069 amino acids)
Biological process (GO): protein phosphorylation
Cellular component (GO): cytoplasm
Molecular function (GO): protein binding; protein kinase activity; guanyl-nucleotide exchange factor activity
Source: RefSeq, a predicted model, not a curated record